This is a messenger RNA of Capsella rubella, 460 nucleotides long. Its product is annotated as 60S ribosomal protein L39-1. Gene Ontology annotation, biological process: translation. Gene Ontology annotation, molecular function: structural constituent of ribosome. Lineage: Eukaryota; Viridiplantae; Streptophyta; Magnoliopsida; Brassicales; Brassicaceae. The record is from RefSeq and is a predicted model, not a curated record. Gene Ontology annotation, cellular component: cytosolic large ribosomal subunit; ribosome. The coding region runs from base 86 to 241 and encodes 51 amino acids. The transcript has 3 exons.
CACAGUAUACAAAAGCUUCUUCUCCAGAUUUAGGGUUUCUCUUCGUUUCGGCUCUGUUCCAGAAGCUAGAUCGCAAAGCUUCAAGAUGCCGUCGCACAAGUCGUUCAUGAUCAAGAAGAAGCUCGGGAAGAAGAUGAGGCAAAACAGGCCUAUCCCUCACUGGAUUCGUCUUCGUACCGACAACACUAUCAGGUACAAUGCUAAGCGUAGGCAUUGGCGCAGAACCAAGCUUGGAUUCUAAGAGGUUACUGUUACUUAUUGUGAAAGCUUUGUUCUUUCUAAAAAGACUUGUUUUUGGUUCUGUUGGAUUUUUAGUGUUUCCUCAGUUUUGAUUACAUUGUUGACAUUUUGUGUAAGACGAUUCUUGAAUCAGUUAUGUUUCCAAACUUGCCAUCGAAGAGUUCUUAUUGUAGUAACUUUGUGGUUUUCACUAGUUUAAAUGGCCUUUUGGUUCAUGUUU